AUGGUCGAGCUCAUCAAUUCUCCCGACUCUCGAGCUUUGCUCCCUCCUCUCCUCGCUUGUCUUCCUACAGCUUUUGUCUCUCCACGCCCGCCACCAGCCCUCCUCCCACUCCUCUCCCCAAUCCUCCGCCAACGACUCCAAAUUCUCACCUCAGUAUCUACCUCCCCGGACGAGUCAUGGUUGAAGCUUCUCUGCUGGGAGCCCGCCAAGGCGGACCGUCUCCAGAGCAUCGUCGACAGCACCACUUUUGAGCCGCACCCUGUCUCCGGCGAGAUCGAGCUCACGGACGACAUGCCGGCAACCUACAAACGGAUUGACGACGAGACUCUCCAGUCACUAGUCGUGCUGCCGGAGUACAGUCUCGCCGUGAUCUACCUAUGGUGCCCCACCGACGAACAUGGCCGCGGCUGGCGCGUGGCGGAACUACUUCCGCGCGAGAGCCCAGCCGACGACGAAAACACCUGGGCCUCUUCCAUUAGCGAAGCAACCACACAAGCAAAGGACAGGCUUUUGGCAGAAAUUUUGGACGAAAAGGACGAAAAGUCAAACAGUGAACAACAAGCCAAGGACGAAGAAGAUGACGAUGACGAUGAUUACUGGGCUCAGUAUGAUGCCACUCCAGGCGGCGGGGAAACACCCAAUGUGAAGACCCCCGCACCAGCAUCCUCGUCAAAGGGUCCCUCCGGACUCUCUGAAGCAUCGUACUUCUCUCAGUACGGUGACGUACAACCGGCCAUGGAUAGCCAUGAUCCGACUGAGGAACAGCCAGAGGUUGGGCCCUCGUCUUUGAAUGGGGAUAUUCUCGCCAACCUACUACGUUCAUCAAUGGGUGGAUCUGAGGGCCCGGAAAAUGGACCUCGCACAAAUGGUUACGCCCACGAUAACAUCCCCAAUGAGGCGGCUGCCCAUGCUCUCAAUCACCCCCGCCCUGCAUCUGCUUCCUCGGGCAGUUCCGAUGCUGUCGCGAAGCUGGAGCAGGAAGCGGAGAGCCAGUCUACCUACGAAGUAGGCGUGAAGCAACACAUCAGUACCAGUAUCAAGAGCCUAUUCCGUCUGGCCAAGGCGACGGGCAUGUCACGAAGCGACUUCCAGUCUCUGGUUCAGACUGAGGUGCAACUUUUGAAUAUGACAGAUAACGAGUGA
Penicillium cosmopolitanum is the source of this 1143-nucleotide messenger RNA. RefSeq lists its product as uncharacterized. The transcript has a single exon. NCBI's taxonomy places the organism in Eukaryota, Fungi, Ascomycota, Eurotiomycetes, Eurotiales, Aspergillaceae. The coding region runs from base 1 to 1143 and encodes 380 amino acids. The record is from RefSeq and is a predicted model, not a curated record.